This is a messenger RNA of Solea solea (common sole), 3218 nucleotides long. It is a transcript of the gene chrm3a, whose product is annotated as cholinergic receptor, muscarinic 3a. Gene Ontology annotation, molecular function: G protein-coupled acetylcholine receptor activity; G protein-coupled serotonin receptor activity. The record is from RefSeq and is a predicted model, not a curated record. Gene Ontology annotation, biological process: regulation of vascular associated smooth muscle contraction; G protein-coupled receptor signaling pathway, coupled to cyclic nucleotide second messenger; chemical synaptic transmission. The coding region runs from base 461 to 2416 and encodes 651 amino acids. Lineage: Eukaryota; Metazoa; Chordata; Actinopteri; Pleuronectiformes; Soleidae. The transcript is spliced from 3 exons. Gene Ontology annotation, cellular component: plasma membrane; synapse; dendrite.
AAUGACUCUGGAUGGUUUUGUUCGCCGGGUGUGCCACCUGCCGGUGCGUCACGGCGCCUCCAGCCAAUCCUGACGCAGUGGCUCUCCUUGGAGAUCCCGCGGUGCUCCUCACUCACAUCUCCGUUUAAUCUGCGGCUCGGUGUCGGUAGAAGGCGGCGAGCCUCGUUAGCAACCGUUUACCGCUCACACAGUCAGAUGUAACCGGACUGGACUGCCGAGUGCUGCCGCUGUGCCAAACAUGGAUUCGUGACAAGUUUGGCUGGAUUGCCAUUACCUCCCCCCCCAUCAUCCUCUGCUUGUGCUGCUCUUGACCCGCGAAUGUUAUGAGACUCCAUGAUGCUGGAGGAGGAUAAGCGCAAACCCCCUGUUGACAAUAUGGACUCCAAAAGGCACUCUGCUGAAAGGUGACCUCCAGACACUUCACCUCCCCCAAAAUAUUUGAAUAUGCCAGGACAUAAAAAUGAGCUCCAACAGCACAGACCCUGGUCUCUUCCUCACUGCAAACCCCUCAUCACCAGUGGCUGGAACGUACCCACAGUCAAAUGCUCUAUACCAAGGAGAAACAGGAGGAGACCCCUGGUUUUUUCCUGUAAACACCCUGGAUGAUAAUUCAUCUUCCACAAGCAAACUGCUGAACCUCACUUUAGAAUCCCAAAAUGGGAACAGAACUGCGGCCCUCAAUUCCGCGGGUGGCCACCCCGUGUGGCAGGUGGUCCUCAUUGUCCUGCUCACAGGAAUGUUAUCUCUUGUCACCAUCAUCGGCAACGUCCUGGUAGUGGUGUCUUUCAAGGUGAAUCGCCAGCUGAAGACAGUAAAUAACUACUUCCUGCUGAGCUUGGCGGUGGCUGACCUCAUCAUUGGGGUCAUUUCCAUGAACCUCUACACAACUUAUCUCGUGAUGGGCUACUGGGCCAUGGGCAACUGGGCCUGCGACCUGUGGUUGGCUAUAGACUACGUAGCCAGCAACGCAUCAGUUAUGAACUUACUGGUCAUUAGCUUUGACCGUUACUUUUCAAUCACCAGGCCGUUGACUUACCGGGCCAAACGGACCACAAAGCGAGCUGGGAUCAUGAUCGGCCUCGCCUGGUUUGUGUCUCUUGUCCUGUGGGCGCCAGCCAUCCUGCUGUGGCAAUAUUUUGAGGGCAAAAGGACAGUACCCUCAGAUCAAUGUUACAUUCAGUUCUUCUCAGAGCCCACAAUCACCUUCUGCACAGCCAUAGCAGCUUUCUAUCUUCCAGUGACAAUAAUGAGUGUUCUCUACUGGCGCAUUUACAAGGAGACCCAGAAUCGCUCUAAAGAGUUAGCUGGAUUGCAGGGUUCGGGGGCUCGUGGUGGAAAUGGAGGAAGAAAUGCGAACGGCGGGGGUGAGAGGACCCGGUUUGUCCAUCAGACAGGAAGUUCUAGAAGUUGCAACAGCUACGAGCUAACUAGGUUGUCCAGGAGGAGGAGCACAUGUCGAGAACUAGUCAGCCGCUUCCAUUGCUGGCCUGGGGUUCGUUCUUGGAGACCUGGUAGUUCACGGCAAGGCGACGGUGAUCCAGAUCAGAGCAGCAGUGACAGCUGGAACAACAAUGACGCUGCAGCCUCACUGGACCACUCUGGGUCCUCAGAGGAUGAGGACUGUGGGGGCAGAGAGAUGAUUUCCCAGAGUCAUGCUAUUUUCUCGAUUGUUCUCAGCAUCCCUGGUAUAAAGGCCGCUGUCAACUCCCAGCUCGCCUCCUGCGAGGACCUGGAUGCAGCCUCAGAGGAGGAUCCGCUCAAGGGAGCAGAGUAUAAUCGAGACAGUGUUUCGACAGUCGACGCCAACACCAUUGCCACCACUACUCCCGAUGGAGAAAACAAUUCUGAAAAUAGCUACCACCAACGCUUCUCCUCACGAAAGAUGCAGUCCAUGCCAAGAAUCCAGGCUACGUCCAACCAAGGCUCUCUGGGUGGAUCCCAGACAAGUGCUACCACUGCCACCGACGGUACCACUACCAGCACAAGCACCAAAUCCCCCUCUGUCCCGAUGUCCUUUAAAGAGGCGGCUCUCGCAAAGCGCUUCGCAGCUCGAGCUCGGACACAGAUAACCAAGAGAAAGCGCAUGUCCUUAGUGAAGGAGAAGAAGGCAGCUCAAACUCUCAGUGCCAUCCUCUUUGCUUUCAUCAUCACAUGGACACCUUACAACAUCAUGGUGCUAAUCAACGCCUUCUGCAAUGUCUGCAUCCCAGAGACGCUGUGGGCAGUCGGUUACUGGCUGUGCUACGUCAACAGCACGGUCAACCCCAUGUGCUACGCCUUGUGCAACAAGACUUUCCGUACGACAUUUAAGAUGAUACUGUUGUGUCGCUGGGACCAGAAGAAAAGGAGGAAGCAGCAGUUCCAGGAGAGGCAUUCAGUGGUCUUCCACCGGAGGAUUCCCAGGGAAUCUACGUAAAGAACGGGACGUUAGAAUGGAUUUGUAAAGUGAUUUGAAAAGGUUUAACACAGGACAAGGAAGAAAGAAGCAUCCAUGUAGAUUUGUUUCUGUGGAGUUUCUUUACUUAAUGAUCCUUAAUGUGUUUCUCUGCUGGCUUUGUCAAAUGCAGCAGUCAGUCCUACUGUACGUGGUGGUCUUCAGAUGUCAUGUCUGUGUUGGUUCAUCUGUUUAGCGGAGCUGUUGUUUAUGUGUGAAGGGUUGCGCGAGGUGAGAUCCUGAGAUGAAACCCUCCUGCCUGUACCCCGGAGAACCGUUUCACAUUAAUCCAGCUGAGAGAAAGUGAAUGGGAGUGGAAAUAAUAGAAAAGGGCUUUAAAAUGCAUUGCAGGAGAAUUACUGAAGUGCAGUUGACACAAGGGAACAGAAAAUCUUUGUCACAGGAUUUGGGAUUCACAUUUCUUGUCACUUCUCUCUGUGGGUAGCUAAACCUGUAAUGUGGUUUUGCAUUUUAAACAAAACUAUGUAUGUGUAAUGUGUCACUGAGAGCCAAGACAAAAUUACUUUGUGUUCAUAGGCGUUGACAUUGUACUGAUUUGAUCUGCCAGCCUCUUCCCUGGCAGUUUUUUUAUUUUAAUUUUAUUUUUUAAUCAAUGUUCAAUGCCUUUCUACAUCAAUAUAGCUUUCAUGUCUUAUGGAGUAUAACGAGUUCUUGAACUGUGUCCUUACUUUUUCGUCGGCAGAAAAUUGUUAUUUUUGUGAUAUUCAUCUUUGGUUUUCCUCGAUAUUCCGGAAAUUUUGAGCCAGUCUGAAAAACGAUUCUU